AGAAAACAGGAAUAGGGUUAUAUAGAUUUACGGCUGAUUCAUGGCCGUUCCAGUCUCCAUAGAUGUCAAUGGAGAGGCUUGGAUACUCUUUCCCCCACAGACCCACCAGACGGGGGGGCCGCCGUCACCGACGGUCCUAUCAGGACAAGAGCCCAAAGGGAUCAGAAACCGACACAGCGGAAAUUUCCCUACAAGAAAAAGUAGAAAAUUCUAAUACGGUAAACAUCUCCUCUACCAAUUUAUCUGAGUCUCAACUUAUUUUAUUGUCAAAAGGUUUAACAUUUUGCCCUUCAACAUUUACGGAUUGGUUCCAGGUGGAGUUGGAUCUUAGCCAGUUCUUUAGACGCUUGCGUCUCAAGGUCUGGUUUGAUUCACAUCCUCCUCCAACUGGAACAUUUGUCCCCUCUACUGCUAUUCCUUCUGAUGGGUUUGUGUUUUCGGAUUUUGAUCUCAAUAUCCCUAGUACCUUUAAUCCCAGUGUUUCAUCUUGCGCUGUGGAAACUUACUGUCAAAUAGUACAACGGGAAAUUUCACAACUUAGAUCAGCAGAAACUCGUUUGAAACACCCAAAUUUGACUAGCGUAGAAAUUGAAGCUCUGAAUGUCCUUGUCCGUGACCACGACCUCGUCAUCAAGCCGGCCGACAAGGGUGGCGGGGUCGUGGUCAUGGACAGGGACAAAUAUAUACAGGAGGCUUAUCGCCAACUACAAGACAGCUCUACAUAUCUAAAAUUACGAAGUGAUCCAACCAGAGAGAUCAAUAUUAAGAUUAAGAAUAUAUUGGAUGAGGCUUUACAAUGCAACUCGAUUGAUAAAACUUUACAUGAUUAUUUGUAUGUACAAUUUCCAGUAAUCCCUUUAUUGUAUCUAUUACCCAAGAUACAUAAGUCACUUGAAAACCCCCCCGGCCGACCGAUUGUUUCAGGACGGGGUUCGGCCACAAGUCACUUAUCUAUUUUUGUUGAUCAGGUCCUACGGCCAUACGCCACGGGAGCUAGAUCAUACCUACGUGACACAUCUGAUUUCUUAAACAAAAUUUCAUCCAUCAGGGUCCCUCCAGAUACAAUUAUUGCUACUUUUGAUGUGGUCAGCCUGUACACCUCCAUCCCUCAUGAUGGAGGUGUACAGGCUGUCAAGGACUCUAUUGUUUCAGAUUUUUCACCUGCCAAAGUGGAUUUUGUUAUUUCCCUUUUGAAAUUAAUCCUGCAUAACAAUUAUUUUUCUUUUAAUGAUGAAUUUUUCUUGCAAACCUCCGGCACCGCCAUGGGCACGAAUGUGGCGCCUACUUACGCCAACGUGUACAUGGCGGUGCUGGAGGAAAAGUCGGUAUAUGCGUCCACCCACUCCAGCCAUGUGCUGGGGUGGUGGCGCUAUAUCGACGAUAUUUUUUUAAUUUGGUCAGGUUCCGAGAUUGAACUGACCCUUUUCCAUCAAUAUCUUAAUUCCAUUGAUCCAAACAUUAGUUUUUCUCUAACAUCAUCUACAACUAGGGUUAACUUUUUGGAUACCAAUGUGACCAUUAUGGGUGACAAGUUGGUGACAAGUCUGUAUACGAAACCAACAGAUUGCAACUCAGUACUACACUACAGCAGCUGUCAUCCGAGGUCGAUGGUGCGGUCUCUUCCCGCCAGUCAGAUGAUGCGGGCGAGACGCAUCAUUGGCCAGGACGACCAAAUAGAACCAUCUCUUACACGAAUGUCUGAUAAUUUUCGUAAACGGGGUUACCCCAAGAAAUUGUUGGAGGAAUGUAAGAAUAGGACUCUCUGUAUGAAUAGAGAAACUUUACUGCAAAAAACCACGAAGGGAGCCCAAUUAGCUCGGAUUCCCUUCGUUUCAACCUUCGGAGAUCAUUCAGGCCAGAUAUCAAAAAUCUUAAAUAGGCAUUGGGACUUAUUGAAGGCCAGUUUUCCAAAUAUUGUUGAAUUUCGUUCUAGACCUUUAAUGUCAUACCGUAGGAACACAAACCUUAAAGAUAAACUUGUGAAAUCAGAUGUGUCAACUAAGCCAGAUUCUCAGAUGUAUCUAACUGUGGCGAGCAAGGGCUCAUACCCUUGUAGACAGUGUGUCAACUGUAGCUACAUGAAUAAGGGUCCUUGCUUCACACAUCCACAAACAGAAAAGAACGGCACCACACUUUGCACCGUCUAUGAGUAUACACCGCAUGGAGCACAGGCCAAGGAUCUUUGUUUCUUAUACCAAAAGAACGCCACCACACUUUGCACCGUCUAUGAUUAUACACCACAUGGAGCACAGGCCAUAUGA
This is a messenger RNA of Hyla sarda, 2261 nucleotides long. RefSeq lists its product as uncharacterized. The transcript is spliced from 4 exons. NCBI's taxonomy places the organism in Eukaryota, Metazoa, Chordata, Amphibia, Anura, Hylidae. Bases 63 to 2261 code for a protein of 732 amino acids. The record is from RefSeq and is a predicted model, not a curated record.